AGGCGGCGGAGCGGGCGGAGCGGGCGGAGCGGGCGGCCGCGGGCGCCGCCGCCUCCUCCUCCAUGGCUGUUUACCCGGCUGCAUUGUGGGAGUUUGACCUCCGCCGCCGCCAACCGCCGCCUCAGCCUGCGCCGCCGCCGCCGCCGCCGCCGCGCACGCCAUGGGAGCCGUGACUGACGACGAAGUCAUACGGAAGCGUCUCUUAAUUGAUGGAGAUGGUGCCGGAGAUGAUCGAAGAAUCAAUCUGCUAGUGAAAAGUUUCAUUAAAUGGUGCAACUCCGGGUCCCAGGAAGAGGGAUACAGCCAGUACCAACGAAUGCUGAGCACACUGUCCCAAUGUGAAUUUUCAAUGGGCAAAACUUUGCUGGUAUAUGAUAUGAAUCUCAGAGAAAUGGAAAAUUAUGAAAAAAUUUACAAAGAAAUAGAACCUUUUCGUAUAGAAUGUAGCAUUGCUGGAGCACAUGAAAAAAUUGCUGAGUGCAAAAAGCAAAUUCUUCAAGCAAAGCGAAUACGAAAAAAUCGCCAAGAAUAUGAUGCUUUAGCAAAAGUGAUCCAGCACCAUCCAGACAGGCAUGAGACAUUAAGGGAACUAGAGUCCUUGGGAAAAGAACUAGAGCAUCUUUCACAUAUUAAAGAAAGUGUUGAAGAUAAGCUGGAAUUGAGACGGAAACAGUUUCACGUUCUACUUAGUACCAUCCACGAACUUCAGCAAACACUAGAAAAUGAUGAAAAGCUCUCAGAGGUAGAAGAAGCUCAAGAAGCCAGCAUAGAAACAGAUCCUAAGCCAUAGACAAGCUAAUCAUUGACCAUUCCCAAGAAUGUGGAAGUAACAGCAUGCGCCUAGUGUGUUUAGAAUUUGUUGUGUUCUUGAGAUACUUAAAGUUUUGGCAGUAAACUACUUUCCUGUCAAAUAUUAAUGCACAGUUCAUUCAUAUUUCUUUACACAAAACAAAAACUUCAGUAUAGAUUUGUUUGUAUUGGGGAAACCCGGGUUGCUCAGCAGUUUAGCGCCGCCUUCAGCCCAGGGCGUGACCCUGGAGACCCGGAAUCAAGUCCCAUGUCGGGCUCCCUGCGUGGAGCCUGCUUCUCCCCUGCCUGUGUCUCUGUCUCUGUCUCUGUCUCUCUGUCUCUGUGUCUCUCAUGAAUAAAUAAAUUUUUAAAAAAUUCUUAAAAAAAAAAGAUUUGUUUGUAUUGAAAUGUCUUUUUUAUUCUUAAAAGAGGAAGCAAUACCCAGAAAUGUUUAAUAAAAUGUUUUCAAGCCAGA
Messenger RNA from Nyctereutes procyonoides (raccoon dog), 1264 nucleotides. It is a transcript of the gene THOC7, whose product is annotated as THO complex subunit 7. NCBI's taxonomy places the organism in Eukaryota, Metazoa, Chordata, Mammalia, Carnivora, Canidae. Bases 161 to 790 code for a protein of 209 amino acids. The record is from RefSeq and is a predicted model, not a curated record. The transcript has 8 exons. Gene Ontology annotation, biological process: mRNA export from nucleus; mRNA processing. Gene Ontology annotation, cellular component: THO complex part of transcription export complex.